Molecule: messenger RNA, 615 nt
Organism: Ipomoea nil (Japanese morning glory)
Lineage: Eukaryota; Viridiplantae; Streptophyta; Magnoliopsida; Solanales; Convolvulaceae
Exons: 3
Coding region: 13-477 (154 amino acids)
Source: RefSeq, a predicted model, not a curated record
CAAACCAAAGAAAUGUUCAAAAGACUUCUUCAAGUCUCUUCUAUUUAUAAAGAAAAUACACCAUCCUCAACCAUUGUUGAUCACUCUGCUCUUACUACUCAAAGCUAUCAUAGAGGAAGAGGUCGUGGAAGUAACCGAGGGGGCCGAGGUGGAGGACGUAAUUCCUCUCGUUUUUGUGACUUUUGCAACAAACCAGGGCACACCCGUGAGGUUUGUUGGAAACUCCAUGGGAAACCAACUAUGGUUAAUAUAGCUCAAUCUGGGAAUCCAAAUACUGCGGACUCAAGCACACAAGUUAUCUCAAAAGCUGAGUAUGCAGAAUUCUUGCAAUUAAAGGGUGCCAAAACAACCAUUUCUCCCGAUAUCUCUCACACUGCCCUUGCUUCACAAUCAAACUCAGUUUGGGUCCUCGACUCUGGAGCCACCGAUCACAUAUCUGGACCGACAGACAAGGGAGACGAUUGGUACGGGACAUGAAUCACGAGGGCUCUACUAUCUUCUAGGUUCUACCGAUAACAACACAGCUUGCACCGCUACUGUUUCACCUUUUCUUAGCCAUUGUCGCCUUGGGCAUCCUAACAUCAAUAAAUUAAGACAACUUGUUCCUGGUUUGUC